UUCAGUAGUUUGCUGGAGGUGCAGCGACACACUGGCCGCAAAAUGAGCUCCCAAUUAAUUUGCAAGAGUACAUUUUUCAUAAUUGUGCUAGCCACUAUUUUGGUGGACGACACUUUAACAAGGAAUGUGGUUCAAAACAACGAUUCAAAGGGUUCGGCCCAGAUAAGAAUGGGUAUAUUGACUGAUCCUACUAAUGAUACAGAUUGUUCUGGUACUGGGGAUCCACCGGUUCUACCAGCUUUUGCGGAUCCCAACAAUAUCACAAACUUUUAUCAGUGCCUCUGGUUUCCUGAUAACACAUGCUCCUGCGCAUACUGGUACCUGGCUCAUAUUGCGUGUUCACCAGGGGGUUACUUCGACACGACCUUAUUAGACUGUUUGCCAAUUGAAGUGACCUCGGGACCAACGGAUUUGCCGACUACGACUGAACAAUUUACAACAGAGCCACCAACCACAGAAGGACCCACAACCACAGAAGUACCCACAACCACAGAAGUACCCACAACCACAGAAGUACCCACAACCACAGAAGUACCUACAACCACAGAAGCGCCCACAACCACAGAAGCACCCACAACCACAGAAGUACCCACAACCACAGAAGUACCUACAACCACAGAAGUACCCACAACCACAGAAGUACCCACAACCACAGAAGCACACACAACCACAGAAGCACCCACAACCACAGAUCAACCAACAACCACAGAUCUACCAACGACCACAGAUCAACCAACAACCACAGACCAGCCAACAACCACAGAUCAGCCAACAACUACAGAUCUACCAACAACCACAGAUCUGCCAACAACCACAGACCUACCAACAACCACAGAUCAACCAACAACUACAAAUCUACCAACAACCACGGAUCUACCAACAACCACAGAUCUACCAACAACCACAGAUCAACAAACAACCACAGACCAACCCACAACCACAGAUCAACCAACAACCACAGAUCAACCAACAACCACAGACCAGCCAACAACCACAGAUCAACCAACAACUACAGAUCUACCAACAACCACAGAUCUGCCAACAACCACAGACCUACCAACAACCACAGAUCAACCAACAACUACAGAUCUACCAACAGCCACAGAUCUACCAACAACCACAGACCAACCAACAACCACAGCCCAACCCACAACCACAGAUCAACCAACAACCACAGAUCAACCAACAACCACAGAUCUACCAACAACCACAGACCUACCAACAACCUCAGAUCUACCAACAACCACAGACCUACCCACAACUUCAGACGUACCUACAACCUCAGACCUACCCACAACAGCACAACCAGUAACAGAGUUAACAACACCUUCGCCGUUCACGUGCGUAGAAGAGGGCACCUUCCCACAUGCGAACUGUACCAUGUAUUACCGAUGCAUACUCAUUAUGAAUCAAAUGGUCAAAUACGAAAUGGCCUGCCCAGCAAAUAGUUACUACAACCAGGUUUCUAAAUUAUGUGUACUUGGAACCUGUCCAACAACCACACCGACAACAAUUUCCUCCACUACAUUAAUAACUACCAUCAUAAUGACGACUGCUGACACUACAACCCAAGAAGUAACUACCACACCUGUCACAACUUUCAUUCCCUCAAUAACCACUGCCGGACCCGAAAUGCCUACCUGUACUGACCCAGGAGUGUACCCAUAUCCAGGCGAUUGCACCCAAUAUUUCAAGUGUGUUGAGUUUGCAGGAGGUUGGUACAUCUAUAUUUAUAAGUGUCCGAUUGACAGCUAUUUCGACGGUACCAUUCCGGGUUGUGUCGUUGGAACUUGUCCAGCAACAAAUCUAACUACAUCACCUCCAACAACUACUGAAAUUACUACAGUUUCCGAUACAACACCAGAAUCCACCACGCCAGAAGCAACGCCAGUGGCAUCCACCACAAUAGCCCCAUUCCAAUGCGGCACCACGGAAGGUACUUUCCCCGACCCUACCGACUGCACAAAAUACAAGAGAUGCAUAAUAAUCGCUGGGGUUAUGCGCUUAUACACGUACACUUGCCCGUCAGGGUCAUCUUUUGAUCCUGCCAAGAACUUAUGUGUGACAGGAGCUUGUCCAACUACACUCCCUCCUACAACUACUGCAAUUACAACAGCAGCCACCACCUCAACGCCAUCUACAACAUUAGCCCCAUUCCAAUGCGGCACUACCGAGGGCACUUUCCCCGAACCAACAGACUGCACAAAAUAUAAUCGCUGCAUUUUAAUCGCUGGAGUUAUGCGCUUGUACUCGUACACUUGCCCUGCAGGGUCGUAUUUUGAUCCUACAAAGAAUUUAUGUGUGUCAGGAACUUGUGCAGGCACACAACCUCCAACGACAGUAAUUCCGACAACGACUGCAAUUGCAACAGUACCCACCACGUCAGGGCUUCCUACCACAGUAGCUCCUUUCCAGUGCGGCGCCACCGCGGGUACUUAUCCGGACCCUACAGACUGUACGAAAUAUAAUCGCUGCAUUCUAAUCGCGGGAGUCAUGCGCUUAUACUCAUACACUUGCCCUUCUGGAUCGCAUUUUGAUCCAGUAAAGACAUUAUGUGUUCAAGGAACUUGCUAAUGAUGGUGCCCAUCUUUUGAGACAGUUUUAUCCAAAUAGUCAGUAUUCAUGUCCAACGGUUAUUAAUUUAGCUACUAUUUCAGCACGAUAAUGGUCAAAGCGAUAUAGAAAUUUGGAUAUUAAGUUUCCAGAAAAUUGUUAACAACCCAGUCCACACAUUCGUGAUUAUUAUUGUUAUCUCUAUAGUUCGCCAAAUACUUCUUUAAUCUACGCAAUCAAUGUAAACAUUCAAAAUAUCUUCCACUUAUCAUAUUAUUGUAAUGUGAUACUUCGCUAAAUACUAUUCGACAUGUACGACAUUAUAUCUUUCUUCUGAAUCCAUUAAUGUUGAAUAUGGAAUGAAACAAUUAAUUAUUCUACUAACUUGUUAGGUUACCGGAUAUAUGUUCCAUCAAGAGUUACUAAUCAUUAUUUUCGUAAAUUUGGGCAAUUACAUAUAUCAGGAGUUAUCGUAGCGGAAGCGGGAUGAUGUAAAUAUCUACUUUGUGGGGUAACCACCCUUGAUGAAGACAACCAGGCUAGCGGCGGUAGCACAUGAAAGGAUAAACUCCGACCCAUACAAUCAAUUGCCGAUAAAAGAAAAAUUACAUAGAUUAUACAAAUAAUUUACGAAAUAGAAAUUUAACAAGCUCUCACCUGAAAUCAAAACCACCAUCUGUAGAUAUAACCCAUGAAUAUGUUUUCAUCAAAUAAAUACAAAUUAUUCAGUAAACACUUA
Molecule: messenger RNA, 3292 nt
Organism: Folsomia candida
Lineage: Eukaryota; Metazoa; Arthropoda; Collembola; Entomobryomorpha; Isotomidae
Product: mucin-2
Exons: 4
Coding region: 43-2574 (843 amino acids)
Cellular component (GO): extracellular region
Molecular function (GO): chitin binding
Source: RefSeq, a predicted model, not a curated record